Molecule: messenger RNA, 1187 nt
Organism: Mixia osmundae IAM 14324
Lineage: Eukaryota; Fungi; Basidiomycota; Mixiomycetes; Mixiales; Mixiaceae
Exons: 2
Coding region: 49-1014 (321 amino acids)
Source: RefSeq, a predicted model, not a curated record
CCCGCCCAGGUGUGUGCAGUCCCACGCUUGUUAUGUCACUUCCGAUUCAUGGGUGCCGGCAACAGAGGCGCAGAGAAUCAGGACCGAGCAAACGUCGUUCCUUACGACAGUGCUCUCAGCGCUGUGGCGAGCGCCACAUCGUUUACAACGCCGCGCGAGACAUCACCUUCGGGUAUCAGCUCAACUUCAGUCAUGGCAACCGCCGCAGCUCCGGCGCCAAUUCCGACUGGGAUGUUCUUGCGCGAUCGUGCACGCAGACAUAGUGCGACCGCACCUGCGCAGGGAGUCAGCCCUCGACUGCCAGUCGAAACGACAAUGCCCAGACCUGCCUCGGCUUCGGGUGACAUCAGAGUGCGCGCCAAUCAACAGCUUACUGGGCUUCUGGACGACAUGCGCCGACGAUCACAGCCAACGGACACGCUCACGAGACUGGCUGCUCGAGCGAUUCCCAGAGACCUCGUUUGUCCCAUGGGCUUUGCACAGAUUGCUUUACGCGUCCAUGAAGCCGGCCGUUUCCCGGGUGUAUUCGCCAUGCCCCCGUAUCUCGAAUCGCAAAGGCCGAAUGAGCUCAUCGUCUGCCUUGAAAUCGUCGAGCUCGGGGCGUUGCUGAAGAUAGCCAUCGGCUUCCAACGUGCACGCCAAAACAACGACAAGGACCAUUUCGGUAUCUGCUAUGUGUCACAUCAGAACUAUGACCUCAGCCUCGUCGAUGGUCUACGAAUGAUCUUGGAGGCAAUCGACAGUACCCGAGAAUUUGAUCACUGUCAGAAGAUCAGCAUCUUUGUUCCAUCUCGCGCGCUUCUGGCUGUCGUUCGAUCAGCCCCUUGGCACCUGCUCCCAUCGACGCGCCGCCAGACUGUCAUUCUGCUCACUCACACAUCGGAUGCAGAGCCCAACUCGCUCAAGAAACGCAUACGAGUUAUGGCGGCGAGCCCUGGCAACGACUCUCGCGAGCUACAGAACAUCACGCGCGCCCGAGUUGGAGAUCUAAUCGAGCAGGCGCAUGUCCAUUGAGCAAUCAUGUUGCCGAGUCUGAUGGCCGAGGCGAGGCAAGUAGCGAAUGAGCAGAUCAGCAAUGUAGUCGGUAGAGCUGGCCUGCAGACACGAGAGUACUCAGCAGGAUGCAAGGCUGUUCGGUGGAUGGCAAUCCACCCAAAUGGCGUGAGAUUUGCUCCCGGACUGGUGAC